AUGGCUCCCAAUAGUCGUUUGUGGAAGAGGGACGCUGAGGCGGAAUCCGAUGCGGCAAAGCUUGCGGAUGUAGCUAGUACACUAGCUACGAAAAUAUUUGGACACAAGCAAAAGCACCACACGACCACAACGGAGUCAGAGCUUGAGCUGGAUGAGAAUGAGGAUUUCAGCACUUCGUCGCCUACGAAGGGGGAAGCCGAGAAGCUGGGAGACAAGGCGGCCGAGAUGACGGAGGCGUUAGCUCAUGAGAUGGGCAUCCCGACGUGGGGACUCGUUUCUAUUAUCAUCGUAGUAGUACUAAUUAUCCUGGGCAUUUGCGGUUUCUGCAUCCGGCGCUGCUUCCGAAAGAGACGAUCCAAAGAUGGCAAGAAGGGCAUGAAAGGAGUUGAUUUGAAAUCGGUACAAUUAUUAGGUUCAGCAUACAAAGAAAAGGUGCAACCCGAUAUGGAAGAGCUUACGGAGAAUGCUGAGGAAGGAGACGAGGGUGAAAGCAAGCAAAGUGAGCAAAAACUGGGCAAAUUGCAAUACAAGCUGGAGUACGAUUUCAAUUCGAAUGCUCUCACCGUGACCGUGAUACAAGCUGAAGAACUUCCAGCCCUGGAUAUGGGUGGAACUUCUGACCCGUACGUGAAAGUGUACCUUCUGCCGGACAAAAAGAAAAAAUUUGAAACGAAAGUUCAUCGAAAAACUCUGAAUCCAGUGUUUAACGAAUCUUUCACGUUCAAGAGUCUCCCGUACGCAGAAGCCAUGAACAAGACGCUGGUAUUCGCCAUUUUCGACUUUGAUCGCUUCUCUAAGCAUGAUCAAAUCGGUGAGGUCAAGGUACCGCUUUGCCAGAUUGAUUUGGCACAAACCAUCGAAGAAUGGAGAGAACUGCAGAGCGUUGAGGGCGAAGGCGGGCAGGAAAAUAAGUUGGGAGAUAUUUGCUUCUCGUUACGCUAUGUACCCACUGCAGGUAAAUUAACUGUCGUUAUCUUGGAAGCGAAAAAUCUCAAAAAAAUGGAUGUUGGCGGAUUAUCAGAUCCUUACGUCAAGAUAGCCCUGAUGCAGAAUGGAAAGCGUUUGAAAAAGAAAAAGACUAGUAUCAAAAAAUGUACACUAAACCCCUACUACAAUGAGUCGUUCUCAUUUGAAGUUCCUUUCGAACAAAUACAAAAAGUGAAUCUUGUCGUUACCGUCGUGGAUUAUGAUCGUAUCGGAACGUCGGAGCCCAUCGGAAAGGUAGUCCUAGGAUACAACGCUAGCGGUACGGAGCUGCGCCACUGGUCGGACAUGCUGGCCUCCCCCAGGCGCCCCAUCGCCCAAUGGCACACGCUGAAAGAUCCUGAUGAUGACAAGAAGGAUUAAAGCGGCUACAACGAGCACUCACACUGACGACCAUAGGACGACACAGCUGGGAUCAAGCCCCAUCGAUCAAGAGAGCGUGCGAGAAAGCGUUAGAGAGAGAGAGAGAAAGAGAGAAAGCAAGAGAGAGCGAGCGAGUAAGCGCUAGAGAGAGAGAUAUUGGGCGAAAGAUCGAAAGCGAGAACGAGAGCGAGAGAUAGAUAAGAUAGCUGCGAUGCGCGCACUUGCAUAUGUGACCAUGCUACAAAUUACAUGCACUGUAAAAUAACCUUGUCAACGUUCUUCAGUACACUCUAUUCUCUCCUGAAUCCUACUCCUUCCGUUAUGCUUCCACAAACUUUCCCGCCACAUCGUUCCGUUCCCCAGCACUUUGGGGCGCUGUCACCUGUGGGCGCCCUACCAUCCCAUGGGCAAUGUCGGCCCUACGCCGCAAGCCUAGCACAUGAGAGGAACGAGCCCCAGUAUAUCUUGGUUAGUAGCGAUAACAUGGCACAUACAAAUACAUGUAUUAACGCUCCUGUUACGUAGAGAUUCUGGGAGCUGGUAGAAUAUUCACAGAAUUUAGUUCUCGUUCCAAGACCAGUCAGACAGCUAGCGGAGCAAGUAGUUCGGUGGAAGGAGUAUAUCAGUCAUGUCGAUAGCGUAGCUGUACAUCUUUCCCAUCCCCCUCCGAACCGAGCGGACCGUGGAAGAACGAAGACGCAAACAAGAUUGUUUUAACCCACGAAACGAACAAUAGAUAGACGUGUUAUACAAAGCAAGCAAGCAUCACGAAGAAAAAAAACGAACGAAAGCCAUUAUCACACGACGUGUUAUACCCUCAUGGAGACAUUACACUAGUAAUCGAUAGGACGCCGCUUGUAAGAUUUGAUUUGUACAUUCCACGCAAAUGCGCUCUUCCUAGAAACGGAUCCGGUAGCCUCAUAAAAUGAGGACUAUCGCACAUUUCACUAGCAGACAGGACAGAUUCGAGCGGAUUCUAGCUAGGAGGGCUUUUCGUUGCUGACACUCACGAACGUAGAACGGUGCACCUGAUUCGUUUGGUUUGUUGUGAUGUUGUUGACUUUUUUGGCAUUUUGGCGCUCCCCUGCGACACGCAUCCGUGCACGCAUUUAUGAUUGAAACGAAGGCAAACAUAUUUACGACCAUCGGAACGAGAUGCUAUGAACUAAGUAACAAACUUCUCCAGCGUAAGGCAAGAGAGAAAAAAAUCCGUGUUUUCAUCCCAUCAACAUAACGAUGAAAAAACGAAAUAGAUUAAUGUGAGUCAAAGGAAAAGUACCGUCUGUAUUUCUUGUUGAAUAAUAUGAAAGCUAUUGACCUAUUUAUUGUUAAAUAAAUAAUCUAACUAAACAUAUUAGGCAUAUAUAACCAUUACAAAGUUAAUAAUAUCUGAGCAACUGUACUACAAAGCAGCAGUAUUUCGGAAAGGAACGUAAUAUAAGUUCAAUUUUUUCGUGCAUAAACUGUAGGGCGUGCAGAAGCGCAAGAAUAGCAUACCUUUCCCUAGCUGUAGGCCGAGUUGUGGCCCAAGCACUACACAAAUCUUCAACAAUCUGCAGCAAAACUACCAAGCCGGGUUUUAUGGGUUUAGUUUUUAGAUAGAUUCUCGUUUGGGUUCGGUUCGUUUAGGCGUUUACAAGCGCAACAGGCGGUUUAAAGGGCACUUGAGACAGACACAGAGUCGCAUCCUGAGCGUAGAGCAUGGUAGCAAGACGUUUAUAGGAUGUUCAAUAUACCGUAGGUUACUGUAUCUCUCAAAUAUUGGUAUGACCUUGUUUACAUAGUACUUUUGUUCAUGGAGUACAUACGCAUUUCAAUCGAAAGGGAGAAUGAAUUUAUGAUGGGAUCCAACAUUUCCACAACAUUGAAUCAAUAAAUAACAUGCUCUUGGUGCGGGAACGGGUUGCAGCAACAAGGGAUAGACAAGCUUUUACCAAUAAAUAACUCCGGAUCAUUAGAGAGUGUUUAACGACAGUAAGCAGAUCUUUAAAAAAUAUAACAAUAAUUAGACAUGUAUAAGAUAAUGUUUAUCUAUCAAAAAAAAAACGCAUUGCGAGAGUAUGUAUAUUAAGAUAUUGUAAAUCAAACGCUAAAUAAAGUAUUGAAGUGUAAAUGA
Molecule: messenger RNA, 3463 nt
Organism: Anopheles nili
Lineage: Eukaryota; Metazoa; Arthropoda; Insecta; Diptera; Culicidae
Product: synaptotagmin 1
Exons: 8
Coding region: 1-1347 (448 amino acids)
Biological process (GO): cellular response to calcium ion; calcium ion-regulated exocytosis of neurotransmitter; regulation of calcium ion-dependent exocytosis
Cellular component (GO): synaptic vesicle membrane; axon; dense core granule
Molecular function (GO): calcium ion binding; clathrin binding; calcium-dependent phospholipid binding
Source: RefSeq, a predicted model, not a curated record